AAUAAAAUUGAACAUACAAUUAAUCCAACAAAUGGAAACAAAAUCAAAUUUGUCAGAUGAAAAUUCAAAAUCUCAAGCAGCUUGAACAUCGAUUGUUUCGAUAUAUCGAUUGACCAUAUGUUCACUUUUUGGUUUUUGUUUUGGAAAACAUUUAAAGCGACAAAACCAAUUGCAGGUGAUCAGCUAAUUGUUAUUAUCUUUUUUUUAAUUGUUGUAAAAAUGACCAAGCAAACGAUUAAACUGUGCUCUUUGUUAUUAAAGGAAUACUUUGGUGAGAUAAUCUCAACUGUUGGUAGUUCUGUGAUGAGUCUAAGUAAAGCUCCAUUGAGAUUGAUUUGUCUUGAGUCUGGAGAGAGUGUUAAAAAUGUGAAAAAAUCUCUCGCCGUUCUCAUCCACCAUUGUUUAAUUACUACAUCUAAACAUGCGAGAGGUUUCAUUGAAUAUAAAGCUGAACCGGAGAGAAUUUUAUAUUUACUUAGAUAUCCAAAAUAUAUCUACAUUGCCAAGAGUGUGUUUGGAGAUUUUGGUGAACAAAUAGUUGAAGAGAUACUUGGUGAAGGAAUUAUGACCCCUGAUGGAAUAGUGAGCAAGGUUUAUAAUCGAAUGAAAAAUACUAGUGAAAAUCGUGACACUGACAAUUAUCCAAAUUUAAUCUUUGAAGUUUUGGCUCGAAUGGUUCAAGCUAAAUAUAUUGUACGAGCUUGUGUCAUAUCAAAUGAAACCAAUGAGACUGAUUGGUUUCCAAGUACCAUUGAAACCGAAGAUGAGUUUAGAGCUAUGCAGAAAAGUGCAAUAAGUGGCCUGGUAAAGUCAGAGAAUGAAACAUCAGAACCUGCAACUAAAAGACAAAGGAAAGAGCCUCAGGCUAAAGAAGAUGUUUACUAUAUGGUUAAUCCCGAUCAAUUUCAUCUUUAUUUACGUGAUAUGACAAUUUUAGAAGGAUUAAAGGCUCAUUAUGACGAUGAGAAAGCAGCUCAAUUGGUCCAAGUUAUGCUUCGAUUAAGUCAAUCGUCUCCCUGGACAAAGGAAACAAUUGCAAUCAGUAAAAGCGAUAUUGUCUCUCAUUGUCUUCGAGAAAAUUUAUUCCCAUCUCGAGAUAUUGUUGAUGAAUAUCUUCUCUUCCUUACCGAUGAUGAUACUCGAUUUGUUGUCAAAGUCGAUGAAAGAUCUGGUGUUGCCAUGUAUCGAGUAAACAUCUUACUUAUCCAUGAUAAACUAAUCCAAUCAUCAAUAUCGACAAUUGUUACCGAUAGAUUUGGAUCACAGUGUGGACGAAUAUUUCGAUUACUUUUAUCACGAAAAUAUCUUCAUCAGAAACAAAUCGAAGAACUUGCAAUGAUCCCCGCUAAAGAUGCCAAAGAAUGUACUUAUAAUUUAAUGACCAAUAAUUUUAUUCGAUUACUUCAAUAUCCCAAAGGAUCAGAAUAUCUUCCUGCUCAUACUUUUUUCAUUUUCAACGUUAAUGUUGAAGAAAUUGUUCGAUCCACAAUCGAACGAUGUUAUCAAGCCGUUUACAAUUGUAUCGUUCGACGUAAUCAUGAACUCGAAACCCAUAAAUCACUAAUUGAGCGUAAAGCAAUAAUCGAUGCUGUUAUUACCAAUUUAAGAUUAUCAAGUGAACAAGCUGAUAUUGAACAACAAAUUGAGGAACUCAAUCAAUCCUUUUCCACUCAUGAUAAAGAUUUACUUGAGAAGUUGAAGAAACUUUCUCAUCGUUUGGAAUUAUGUGAAUUACAGGUUGAUGAUUCUCUUUUUCUAUUCCAAUCUUACCUUUCAAUCUCCAUGUUUUCUUGAUUAACAAUCAAUUCUCAUUUUAUUCUGAAAUCAACAAAAAACUUCUCCUCUUAUUCUGUAAAUUAUUAUUAUAUUCUCAUCAUUUUAUUCCAAACAAUUAACGGCAAUAAUUGACAGUCAACUUUAUCUAAUCAAAAAUCCAUCCCAACCAUCAACAAUUGAGAAGAAAAAAAAAUUAAAUUGUUGUGAAGAAGUAAAAAAAAAACUGAAACUCAUCAAUUAACUUUUUAAAUGUUUCAAAAAUUCUUGUGCUGUUAUAAUCAUGCAAUUCUUGAUUUACCUGAUGAAUUAAAUGUUAUUGAUUAGAAAAUAA
Messenger RNA from Panonychus citri (citrus red mite), 2107 nucleotides. RefSeq names its product DNA-directed RNA polymerase III subunit RPC3-like. Gene Ontology annotation, cellular component: RNA polymerase III complex. The record is from RefSeq and is a predicted model, not a curated record. Gene Ontology annotation, molecular function: single-stranded DNA binding. Gene Ontology annotation, biological process: DNA-templated transcription. The transcript has 2 exons. The coding region runs from base 118 to 1794 and encodes 558 amino acids. NCBI's taxonomy places the organism in Eukaryota, Metazoa, Arthropoda, Arachnida, Trombidiformes, Tetranychidae.